GCGACGGACGCUUGCGCUUCGGUCCUCUCGCAAUCGGCGAUCCGCGACUCGCCUAACCGGCAGUGCGUUCUCGACAUCGGUCCCGCGAGAUCACCACCCGUUCGUCGUCGAGAUCGUCAUGUAACGCCGACGAACUUCGCGAAUCGUUUUCUGUUAAACCAUGUAAGAAAAUGAGGGCUGGCAGGUCAACGGUACUAACAGCUCCACUUUUAUACAAUAGCAGUUGCUGGCAUCCACGUAUCUACCCCAACGGUCUGCUAUUUCGCAUAACCGUUUCCGGCAUUACGGAAAGUGCAUUCGUCUCAUUGCUCACGUUAGCCAUCCUUGUUGCUAAUCUGAUGGUAAUAGUUACAAUUAACAGCGACAGAUACACGAAAUUCAUUCAUCCACAGCCUCGGUACUUAGUGACAUCGCUCGCUUGCAAUGACCUAGCCAUCGGACUACUAGUUACGCCGUUAGCUGCUUUUUCAGCCUUGGUUCAUUGUUGGCCAUACUCUGAAAUUAUAUGUCAAAUUCAAGCACUACUGAGGGCAGCUUUGCCACAACAAAAUGCUAUGAUCCUGGUUUUCAUGGCAGUAGACAGAUAUACGUGCAUGUUACACCCAAAUAAGUAUCAUAAACAUUCGAGUAAAAAAGGCUGUAUGUUAGUGUUAAGUUUGACUUUAGUGGGUUCAUUAACCGCUUUCGGUGCGGCAGUAAUCCGUCGAGGUGGAUAUUUCUACAACGGCAAUGGACUAAUGGCAUGCGAACCAUUUUAUCAAAGACCAAGUUUGCGAAUAUUGGCUGCAUGCUUGUUUUACUUUCCCACAACAAUGGCACUCAUGUAUUUCUACGGAUCAGCAUUGCACGUGGACAGGCUCAGGCAUAGACAACAAAUAAACAUCUGUGCCGUUCUAGUGCAACCCAUGUUACCUAACAACACAACCAAGAAUGCACUUGAUGAAGCAUCCGAUCAGUUGGCAUCAAAAGAAUUAAGACAAAGCAUACGUACAACAAGAGCGAUGGGGGCAGUAGCGUUGGGUUUCAUAGUAGUCGUAACUCCUUGGACAAUUCAAGAAGUCGUAACGGCAUGCACUGGCUCAAAAAUGCCGCCCGCUGUUGAUUUCAUAAUCACAUGGAUUGCACUUAGCAAUAGUUUUUGGAAUCCAUUCAUAUACUGGGCUUUGAACCGAAAGUUCAGGCGCAUCAGCCGUAAUAUAAUCAAAACUAAAAUUUUUCGUCGUAAAAAAUAUAGUUCAAGUGUGAUAUCUCCAUCUUGUAAUGUAGGACACCAAGAAGGCUGCUGCGCUAACAGAGACAUGUGUUUCGCAGCACUUCAAAAAGACAGCGAGGAUAUAAUUGAGGUAGACAGCCAAUCAUUAGGAUCUCAAGACAGAGGAGGAUUUCCUCCGACGCCACCGCCACCACCACCUUAUAAUAGGGGAGAAAUACAACACUGUCACUCGAGAAGAUACUGAUAUUGAAAACAAAUCACAGUUCUGCUUAUACUGAUGAAUCAAAUAACUGUACAUAAGAUCGAUGUAUAUAGAAUCAUAGUUCUAGUUAAAACGAUUAAAGAAUGGUUAUAGAAAAUAUAAAAUAUUUAUACAAUAUUAAUCGUUUAACAGGGUGACUUUGACAUCACUAAUGUUUGAAACAAACUUCAAAUUAUCCAAUUAAUAUAGAUAUACAUA
Sipha flava (yellow sugarcane aphid) is the source of this 1673-nucleotide messenger RNA. Its product is annotated as trace amine-associated receptor 1. The transcript has 8 exons. The record is from RefSeq and is a predicted model, not a curated record. Gene Ontology annotation, biological process: neuropeptide signaling pathway. The coding region runs from base 171 to 1457 and encodes 428 amino acids. Gene Ontology annotation, molecular function: corazonin receptor activity. NCBI's taxonomy places the organism in Eukaryota, Metazoa, Arthropoda, Insecta, Hemiptera, Aphididae. Gene Ontology annotation, cellular component: membrane.